AUAGCUCGAAAUUCAAAUGUUUUUCAUUUGAAAAUUCACCCCAACCUUUGAUAAAUCUGCCCCUAAAUAUUGGUACUGUAUGGCUUAAAAACUGCUAGCGGUGUUGUGAAUCUGUUUGAAUCUAUUGAAUUACAGAAAAUUCAAUUUUUUCUCUAAAAAAAAGUGAAAAUCUAAAAAUGUGAGUUGGGUGUUGUACUUGGUCCUACAUACAAUAAUUUACCAAUGCUGAUAUUUUAUACAUAUAAUAGUGUGCUUUCUAGUAGUGAUUCUUCUAAAGCACAUAUAGUAUAUAUAAAUAUACAGUUGAAGGCUUAGGCACACACUUAAAUAAAUCUUAACCUGGGAGCAAAUCAGAAACAUAAUACACAUAAUACAUAAUACACGUCAUACACAUUAUACACAUUUUUCUGUUACUGAAAUUCCUGGUGUUCAUCAGCUAUUUUGUCAAUAUAUAUAUUUAUACAAAUGAUCUUUCUCUUUGUCUCCAUAGAGAGAAUAAACAUGUGGCGUUCUAUCUGCAAUUGUUUCCGUUGCUUUCGCAAGAAACAACCAGAUAAACCCACAAAUCAAAAUAUUACGAAACAAGAUCAAUCUAAUGAAGAAAUCAUAGUGAUACUACCCAAUGAAAUUGAUGAAGUCGUUGUUGUGAAUCAGCCAGAAGAAGCUGCUGAAGAAAUAGUUGUGGUAAGUAUCUAAUAUUGAAAUUCAACUAUAGAAACAACAAUACCACUUUCAUAGACACAUUCAUAACAUCAUUGACUUUAUUAUUAAAACUAUUUUAUUUGUUGAUGAUGAAAUGAUAUUUUCUCUGUUUGCUAGGAAUAGCAAUUUGGAAUUUCCAAUAUUAUUUGAACAAAUCCCUAUACUGACCCUGCAUUUAUUUAUAAACAUUAAUUGUAUUUCCUUAAAACUUUUUUCAGAGACUAAACAUACACUAACUUUGCAUGUAAUAAUCUUUAUGGACAAUAGACCUUUAAUUGCAUAAAAUAAUGCCACCUUUUUAUCUCUUAUCCAGGCUCAAAUAGAGAAGCCCACUGAAGAAAUCUGCCUGGAGGAGCCAGAGCAAGAAACAGAAAAUGAAAUAGAAAUCAGCCAGGAAAGCAUAAAAGAGGUGAAUAGCUGUCAUAAAAAUUGCCCUAUAUUUCAUGCAGGGUUAUAUUUUAGCUUCUUUAUAACAGAAAUAACACUCAUAACAUCUCUUCCCCUUUCUUAACCAGGAGAAUUCGGAUAAUCCUGAAGACAAUGAGAACACUGAGAUGUGCCAGGAAUUUGAACGUGAACCUGAGGAGAUCAGCUUUGAGGUUAGCAGAAACCAGGAGGAACAGCUUAGUGAGCAGGAAGAGAGAUCUGAUAACAACACCUGCCACUAUCAGGACAACAUAGAAGCAUCUGAACAAAUUCAGCUAGAGCCCUAUGAAAAUGUAUUGGAGUUGUUUGAGGAAAAUGGAUUUGGAUCUGAGGAACCUCAAGGAGAGUCCUGUGUGGAAUCUGAACUAAAGUCUUCUAAGGAAAACAUAGAAGAAUCCGAACAACUUCAGCUAGAGCCCUAUGAGGCAACUGGAAAUGUUCUGGAGUUGUUUGAAGAAAAUGAAUAUAGAUCUGAAGAACCUCAAGGAGAGUCCUGUGUGGAAUCCGAAAAAAAUUGUUCUAAGGAAAACAUAGAAAGAUCUGAACAACUUCAGCUAGAGCCCUAUGAGGCAACUGGAAAUGUUUUGGAGUUGUUUGAGGAAAAUGUAUAUGGAUCUGAAGAACCUCAAGGAGAGUCCUGUGUGGAAUCUGAACUAAAGUCUUCUAAGGAAAACAUAGAAGGAUCCGAACAACUUCAGCUAGAGCCCUAUGAGGCAACUGGAAAUGUUCUGGAGUUGUUUGAAGAAAAUGAAUAUAGAUCUGAAGAACCUCAAGGAGAGUCCUGUGUGGAAUCCGAAAAAAAUUGUUCUAAGGAAAACAUAGAAAGAUCUGAACAACUUCAGCUAGAGCCCUAUGAGGCAACUGGAAAUGUUUUGGAGUUGUUUGAGGAAAAUGUAUAUGGAUCUGAAGAACCUCAAGAAGAGUCCUGUGUGGAAUCCGAAAUAAAGUUCCCGACUGAAAUCUCUGAAAAAGAGCAAGUAAAGGACCAAAGAAGGAUAGAGUGCCUUAAUGAGGAGGUACCAAAGAAAAUUGACAACAGGACCACAAAUAUAAAUAUAGCGAAAAAGGAAGAAUUAAAUAGAAAAAUAACGAAAAAAGAAAAGUGUGUCUACCGUACCCAAGAAGACUUUAGCAAGGAGGAUGAUAAAGAUCCAUUUGCCAAAUACCCAGAGCCCAGGGGAAAUUUAAAACUUGGAGAGGCCAUCGGAGAAGGCAAUUUUGGAGUUGUCCAUGUGGGUUGGCAUAAUAUCAAACGCAAAGAAGUGGCCGUUAAAAUAAUAAAGAACAUAGAGGAUGAAGAUAAAAUCCUUAAUGAACUGGAAAUACUUGAGAAGAUCUCUGGCCAUGAGAAUAUCAUCUCCUUUUAUGGCGCAUUUUACCAAAAGCCUGCUAGAAGGAUUAAUCAAGAGCUAUGGAUUGCUACAGAACUUUGUGAUGGUGGAUCAGUACUUGACCUAAUAAAAAGCAAAAGGAAUCGUUCCUUAGAAGAAAGCUGGAUUGCUUAUAUCUGCAAGCAGGUGUUACAGGGCUUGUAUCAUCUCAGAAAACAGAGAAUUUUACAUUGCGACGUGAAGCCCGAAAAUCUGAUGCUAACUGAAGACGCAGUUGUAAAGAUAAUUGAUUUUGGUGGUGCUGUCACGGGAGGAAAAAGUGAUAGCCCUGCUGGAGAUAUGGCAUAUUUAUCACCAGAGGCCAUUGUCUGCAUGAGUAAGAGAGGCGAAUUUGACCAUAAGGCUGAUGUGUGGUCUUUGGGAAUGUCAGCCAUUCACAUGGCAGAAGGAUGUGUCCCAUACAACAAACUUCCUGACAAGGCUUUGAUCCAACAAAUUACUCGUGGUCCGGCUCCUACGUUGAAAGGGAACAAAUGGAGUGAAAAAUUCCACUACUUUAUUGAGGAAUGCCUGCAGAAAAAUCCUGCUGAGAGACCAUCUGCAAGGCAGCUCUUGUCACACCCUUUCAUCACAGAAAUAAGCAAUGAAAGGGUUGUACAGAAGAAUAUUAUGAAACAUCUGCAGAGAGGUAAGAAAAAUAGCUUAUUCUUAUUGUCAUUCUGUAACUAUCUGUUGUCCUAUACAAACAAUAUUCUCUGGCUUCAAAUAACAAAGGCAUAGACUGUUAGGGUGUGGGUUACUGAACUAGGCCACAUGUAGGAGUGAGACCCAUAAGGUGAGAUGGGAGACAAUGUUAUUGUUGGAUAGUUGUAGCUGACUGUUAAAUAAGCAGAAAAAGGCACGUGACAUUAAACAUGUAAUGAUAAAAAUUGUAAAUGCAAACAUAAAAAAAUUAAGAAAUUGUAAAAUGAUUGUAAAAUGUAUACACCUGCUUCAUGACUAACAAUGAACAAUAUUUCAUACUAGCAAACCGUUGAAGAUAAAAGAAGAAAAUGUUGAAGUUGAAUAACAGAUCGACAUCCACCAUCUGCAGAUGACCAAUUGGUGGAGACUGAGAAACCACCAAACUGCCUAAAGAAAUUCUUCUGUGAUUGGAUACAAACAGAUCCAAGGAACUACCUGGAAGAAAAAAAGAUCCAGGGCAGCCAUCGGGGGAGGGACGGGGGCAGAAAAACUAGGUUUCCGAUGGCUGCCCUCCAUGGAAUCCCACUUGGAUAAAUUUAUCAAGACUGUAAAAAAUUACUUUUUAUAAAAAAAAAAAAUUUUUUAA
Xenopus laevis (African clawed frog) is the source of this 3789-nucleotide messenger RNA. RefSeq names its product serine/threonine-protein kinase STE7-like. The coding region runs from base 1257 to 3239 and encodes 660 amino acids. Lineage: Eukaryota; Metazoa; Chordata; Amphibia; Anura; Pipidae. The record is from RefSeq and is a predicted model, not a curated record. The transcript is spliced from 19 exons.